Anopheles maculipalpis is the source of this 5573-nucleotide messenger RNA. It is a transcript of the gene tud, whose product is annotated as maternal protein tudor. Bases 6 to 5573 code for a protein of 1855 amino acids. Lineage: Eukaryota; Metazoa; Arthropoda; Insecta; Diptera; Culicidae. The transcript is spliced from 7 exons. The record is from RefSeq and is a predicted model, not a curated record. Gene Ontology annotation, biological process: spermatogenesis.
GAGAGAUGAAUAUUAAUCGUUACCAGGCGGCAAAAAAUCUGCAACCGGCACGUUCGUUACGUACCGUACCGAACCCCGGUCGGAAUGCGCUCGGCGACUUUGGCUAUCCGCCUCAUCUGGUGGACGUGUCGCAUCAGUCGCGUGCCGGUCAAGCAGGCCCUUUGCCGAACGGGAAUCAUCAGCACAGGAAUCAGCUGCCGGUACAGUCUCAGCACCAACGAUCCAGCAGUCAAUCACGCAAACAUGAUGUGCUACGUACACCGACCGGUGGUCCGGAUGGUAUGGGUCGAUCGAAUGGUGGUACCUUUUCGCCCGGGAGUUUAACAUUUAACGCCAGCACACUUACGGUCGGUUCGCUGUACGAAGUGACCGUAUCGUACGUGCAGAAUGGACCGAAACAGUUCAUGGUGCAGUUGCGCUCAGCGGAACCGACACUGAAACAAAUGAUGGGUGCAUUGACCCGCGUACCGUUACGAUCGAUCAAUCGAAACUUGCAGCUUGGAAUGGCUUGCCUGGCCCGGUACACACCGAAUCAUACCGUCUAUCGGGCACUGAUAACGGCCCUCGGACCGGAUGGAAACUGUACCGUUUCGUACGUCGAUUAUGGCCAUACGGAAACGGGUGUACAUCCGACCAGUUUGUAUGAAAUUCCGGCUGAAUUUUUGCGCUAUGAAAUCUUUUCCACCCGGUUCGCAUUGUCGAACGUACGCCGGCUGGAGGAUGUGAAUGCGGAUGUGGCCGGCAUCUUCUCCAGGAUGGUGGCUGGAAAGGCGCUGAUGCUGAAGGUGACACCGCCGGAAGGAGCUGCGUUUGUAUCGUACUGUGAACUGUAUGAAAAUGGGGAGAAUUUAUUCGCACGGCUACAAAAACAGUGCCGGGAACAGAUUUAUAAGUAUCCACCACCGGGCAUCCUACAGCGUGGAGCCAGCUAUCGGGUGGUGAUACGGUAUAUCGAAUCGUGUGCCAAGUUUUUCGUCAGCCGAGUGGACAAUGUAGCCGUGUUUGAUGAAAUGAUGGACGAGCUGAUCGUGCACUGUCAGGGUAGCGCGAGUGUUGUGCCGGGUGUGGUGAACGUAGGCGAUGUGUACGCGGUUUCGCUCGAUCCGAACGAUUUCUAUCGGGCGGAAGUCGUUGAAACGGAACCUAAAAUUAAGGUGCGACUGAUCGAUUACGGUAAUAUCAUAACGGCACAAAGGACGCAGCUCAAACGUCUAGCGCCGGCCUUUGUCCUGCAGCGUCCGGAAGCGUUCGAAUGUUGUUUGGAAGGAUUCGAAGCGUCUACCAGCGGUGAACUCUCUACGUCCCAGCUUGAAAUGCUUGCAGAAGGUGCGGAUGGAGAUCGUAAUCCGUUCAAGCUGAUCGUUUGUGAUGUACGCGAUGGUAAAACGAUCGUAAAUUUGCUGGAUGAAUCGCAAUCGCCCGUACUGAACGUUGCGAAGAAGCUAAUGAAGCUAAAUGCACCCAUAAAGCUGCCGCAAAGCAAUAGUCAGCCGAAGCAAACCAACAAACAACGUCUUUCGGGUGGAAAUAUAUCAGCGAAUGGUGCUGCUGACCAGCUUUCGUCCAGUGGCGUCUCAUCCGGCCAUGGAGACUGUAUCGAUCUGACGAACGAUGAAUGGAGCUGUGGUCCACCGUUGCCGGGUAAUCAAAGUACCGGAUACGAUCUACAGACGGGUGGUAAUGGGGGUCAAACACCUCCUGCGCGGAAUAAUCGUUCCGGUGGUGCUGGUGGAUAUGGUCGUGAUAGCAACAACAGUAGCCGGGACUCGUCUGCCAGCAACAGUAAGCAAGACGCUAAGCGAAGUGGUGCUGGUGGCCCAACGGCAGGAGGCCGUAAUGACAUUCCAAGGUUCAACAAGGAUCGAGCCCAAAUGCCGUACUACUACGAACAUGAUGAUCGAUGUACGGAACCGUACAGCCCUCCAGGCAAUAGCGGGUUGGACGGUAACGAAGCAAAACGAAACGAACGAAACAAGAUGGAGAUUGGACGGGAUCAUCCAGUCAGCAACACUCCUACGUCUAGUACGGAAAGCUACGUACAAUCUUCGGAUGAAUUUAUGCCGUACCGUAGUUCCUUCCCGGAGCAGGUAGUAACGCUCAACACCAAACAGCCAGCCGUGCUCUCCUGGUGGUACUCGCCGGAACAGUUCUACGUUCGGUUGCGAUCGGAAGAGGACAAAUACCACGACAUGAUGAAGCAGCUGCAGAAGUACUAUCGCAACAAAGGCAACCAGCAGCUACACCAGCAACAGCUCCAACAGCAACAGUCCGACGGCAGGACCGCAAAACCACCGUCCACCGGAUCGAUCGUUGUUGUGCGCCAUCCCAAACACAACACGUUCUACCGCGGUCGGGUGCUAAAGUACAACGAUUCUGUGCAGAAGUAUAAGGUCGAGCUGGUGGACAGCGGUAACAAGCUAGCGCUCGCGGCCAACGAUCUGUGGAUGGUGGAGCGUCGCUUUACCCGGCACGCACCGAUGGCGAUCGCCUGUGGUCUGCCGGACGUUCGGAUGCGUUGUGAGGUGAAGGAACUGCAGGGUCGCAUCGAUUCGUAUCUUAGCAACGAGCGACAGUUUGAGGCCGUCUUUUUGGAGCGUACCGAAGGCCACAAAUACCACUGCAAGGUGGAUUCGCUCGGACGCGAUCUGAAGGAGCAGCUGCUGGCAGAUGCUCUCAUCGCACAGGUUUAUGUGGACAUCGAUCUCACACGCCUUAAGGGACAAACGUUAAAGCUGCAGCUAGUGGAGUUAAAAAGUUUGAACGAAUUCCGCGUGAAAUUGCUCGGACAUCAGGCGAUCUUCACCUGCCGGCAGGAUGGUUCUGAUGCAUCCGUUGCUACGGCGGACACGGUGACGAAGAUUCGGGAGCAGUGGCUCCAUAGGCACUGCCUGGCACAAGUGGUUGAUGUAUCGAAUGAUGAAAAGUUGAUACUCUCCCUAUUGCUACCGACGCUAACAGGCCAACCGGAGCCAACGAUCACCGAAAUGCCCGUAUUGUUGAGUACCUUCAACGUGUACGUUACACACGUAGAAAGUACGAACUGUCUGUACGUGCAGAAUGCUCGCUGGAGCGCAGAAAUCACUAAGCUAGCAGACGAUCUGUUCGAGUUCUACGAAAAGCAGCAGGAGCUGGUGCCGGUGGCAAAUCUCGCUAUGAAUGAAAUGUGUGCGGCCAAAUCGCAAGACGAUGGCAGUUGGUACAGGGCAAAGAUUGUUUCGCUGCAGGACAUUGAAAAGAUUGAAGUGCUGCUGGUGGAUUAUGGUUAUCGCGAGCAGGUCAAGCACAGCGAACUGAGGGUCCUCGAACCCCAAUUUCUUGAGUACAGUGCGUUUGCGCAUCGUGUACACUUGCCGAUGGCGGCCAUUGCGGAUGUGGACGAGGAGCGUAUUAAGACGGAAAUUAGUGAGCUAACCGGUUCGUACGAACUGUCGCUAAAAGUGGUCGAGUUUCGCAAUGGGAUCUGGAUCGUGGACAUUACCUCGAACGAUUAUAGCAUCGUGAGUGUGCUGAAGGAUCGUCAACUGGUGGCGGAUUUGGAUUAUGAAACUAUCCUGAACCAGCGGCAAUCUUCGACGCCAACUCCGGGCGGACCAGUACGUCCGUCGAUCGAAGAUCACGAGGCGAAGCAUCAGAAGAUAAAGGCAAAGAUCUGUCACGUGGACAAUCCGAGCCAACUGUUUAUUCAGCUCGAAAGUGAUCAGAAAGAUCUGAACCAACUGCAGGAAACGCUUCAGAUCAUUGCCUCUUCCCUGCCGCCGUUGCGUGACUUUUCCGCCGACCGGUACUGUAUCGCCCAAUAUUCUGCCGACGAUCUCUGGUACCGGGCGCUCAUCAUCGAUAGUCACGACGAUCUGAUCAUCCAGUUCGUGGACUUCGGCCACACGGAUAUUGUUACCAGCAACAAGAAGAGCACACUGCGCGACACUAACGACGAUCUGAUGCGGUGGAAAAUAUACGCCAAACAGUGCGCCAUGCUGAUCGAACCGAUGGCACCGGAGCGGUUGGUUAGCACCGACGGAGGUAGUGGCAGCAGUACCAAGCAGCAAGGACGCAAGAAAAUGACCGCCUGGAAGGAGUUAGCAACAACGAUACUGCGCGCACUGGAUGAGGUCGAGGUACAGUUUCUGGCCGAAGCGCAAGGUGUACACUACAUCAGUGUGCGUAGCAGCGAGAAGGACAUUGCGGAGAUGUUGGUGGAGAAAAAGUUGGCCACCCGGUUGCUGUACGUACCGUCCGGUCAGCGUUGCUUUACGAGCCACACGGAAUCGAUCGAUGAGUUCUAUCUGCAGCUGGAGCGUGAUGUAAAUCCGCUCGAUAUGAUGGCAAACUAUUUGGCGGAUGUGAGCAAGUUUCCGGAUGUGGAGGAGCCGAAGGUGGGCAUGAUCUGUUUGGCGGAGUUUGCGGACGAUGGACUGUGGUAUCGGGUGCAGGUAGUCGGAAUAUCGAAUGAGGGCGAAUAUGAGGUGUCGUUUUUGGACUAUGGCAAUGGUGCGACGGUCCAGAAGCUGAAGCAACUAGAACCGAGCAUUGCCGAGCUGACGCGGCUUUGCACGAAAUGUGCAUUGCGGUUGCCGGAAAAUGUGAAGAGUUGGUCGGCUGAGGCUCAGGCGAAGUUUGUCGAGCUGACGGCAAUGGGUGAGACGGUUUUUACGGUACAGUUGCACAGCCCUGGACCAUCUUACGCAACGGUUGAACUGUUCCUGGACGGUCGGAACAUUGUCGAGCAAUUGGUAGCAUUGUGCGAGAAAGGCCCCGUAUCGUCGACGGAUGUGAUGAGUUCGAGCUUUUUCCUUGGUGAUGAUAAUCGGCUCGACGAUAGCUACCAGCUGGAGGACGAUAAGGUGCACAUUAGCCACGUGAACUCGGCGGCCGAAUUUUUCAUCCAGUUUAACAAUAGCUUCGAUGCGCUGCGCAACAUGGAGGAACUGCUGGCCGCUAAAGCGAAGCACUGCGAACCCAUCGCGAAGGCUGACAUUCGGAAUGGAUUGUUCUGCUUGGCACAGCUCGUGCACAAUGGGAAGUUUUGCCGGGCACUUGUCCUGUCGGAGGUGCACGGUGGACAGGCCACGUACCAUCUUGUGCUGCUGGUGGACUAUGGAUAUCGGGCGGCUGCAACCGAUCUACGGAAAAUGCCUCCCAGCAUUGAGGAGAUGUCCCGGCUGGCUAAGAAAUGCUGCCUCGAGCAUUAUCUGCCAACGGACGAAGUUGCGCUUGGCGCUGUACGCUGGAGUCUGCUGCGUAGUCGUCUAACAGAAUUGGCCGACUCCGGGAAGGCUGUUUUUACGUUCGAAAUAGUCCGUAAUGAUUGUGAUCCGCUCAUUAUACGACUAUUCACACCGGCCGGUGUUAACGUGGAAGAUCUGCUAAGGGAUGAUGGCGCGGCAGCCAGUGGUGACGAUACGAUCAACAGCCUCGUUGCGGUGUCGCCCAGCAAUGCUAGCGGAAGCAAUGCAGGAGGAGGAGAAGCGCAACGGCGAGCAAAACCGAAACAGGCAUUUUUCCGGGCGCACAGCGAUCUAGAAUUUUUGGAGAAUUGUGAAGCAUUGUCUGCAGCACCGAUUGUUGAAGACUGA